This is a messenger RNA of Salvia miltiorrhiza (redroot sage), 2445 nucleotides long. Its product is annotated as cytochrome P450 72A397-like. Gene Ontology annotation, molecular function: oxidoreductase activity, acting on paired donors, with incorporation or reduction of molecular oxygen; heme binding; monooxygenase activity. The transcript has 5 exons. Lineage: Eukaryota; Viridiplantae; Streptophyta; Magnoliopsida; Lamiales; Lamiaceae. Bases 829 to 2379 code for a protein of 516 amino acids. The record is from RefSeq and is a predicted model, not a curated record.
UUUUUUUUUUUUUUUGAAGAGUAUGUAGUUAAAUUUUUGCCUCAUCUAAAAUUCAAAUCCAGGCCAAAUUUUUGCCAUAAGAUUUGAAUAUCUCAUGCUCAGAAUUUAUUCUCAUUUCUCACCGUGUUUAAUCAUUUUAACUGUAUUCUUUCAUUAUAUUACUUGAUUUAGGAUCAAAUGAAAACAACAUUUUUACGUUAAGGUCACCCACAGUGGGGGGCGCGGAUGCCGGCCCGGGCCUGGUGCCCCCAACCUCCACGCCCACCCCUCCCCUCUGCGCCCUAGUGCAAUCUCCAUUUUGAUUGGGCGCGUGUGAUGCACCACCGCCCAAUCACAAAAUUCCCGGCAUUUUUUAUUAAAUACAAACAUUAAAUUAAAUACAAAUUAAAAAUUAAAAUUUAAGAGUCAAAGAAUUGGCUCUCCAUUCUCCAAUCGGGUGUUGGUUCUAAAAUGAUGAGGAUCACUUUUAAGAGUCAAGAUUGACUCUCCACUAUGACGCCAUAAGAACAACCACAUUAAUUAAUAAAUUUCACGUAUAUAUACAUACAUGUCUCCUUAGUUCUUAUCAAAGGGUUACCAAAUAUGAUUACCAAAUAUGAAGAUCGGUAUAAAAUUUGUGAAGUGAGUGCAUUAGAAUUUCAAGAAGAAGAUAACAAAAUUAUUAUGGUUAUGAACAAGAGCGUGUUGCCACAUGAUACGUAAUCCGCCACGCUUUUUCCUACCUUUGUCGUGUUGUGUAAGUUUCUACAGAGUCAAGGCAUAAAUACUAGUCUAUAUAAAGAGCUGCACACUCCUAGCCCAUGCCCAAAGCAGAAGGAAAGCACAGAAAUGGCGGUCGAAUACCAAAUUUUGGCUGCUGCAGCUAUCGCGUUUGUGGUGUUGAUAUGCGCAUACAAAAUACUGAAUUCGGUAUACAUCGCGCCCAAGAGGUUGGAGAAAUUCCUGAGGAAGCAGGGGCUAAAGGGUAAUUCUUACAAAUUGGUGUAUGGCGACUUCAAGGAGAUUAUGCAGUCGAUUAUAGAAGCUAGAUCCGCCCCCAUUAGUCUUGACGCUGAUAUCAAACCUAGGCUCCAAGCGUUUUUCCUCAAUAUCAUUCAAAAAUACGGAAAUGAGUGUUUCUUUUGGCUGGGGACAACUCCGUCAGUUAUUAUAACGGAUCCUGAGCUAGUUAAGGAGGUGAUGAAUAAGAGUGAUAUAUACAUGAAGCCAUUAAACAGGAAUCCACUAUCAAAGCUGCUUGCACAAGGAGUUGUGGCCUAUGAGAAAGAGAAAUGGGCCAAACACAGGAAAAUCAUCAACCCUGCUUUCCAUCUUGAAAAACUCAAGCUUAUGAUCCCAGCCUUUCAUCUGAGCUGUGAAGAGGUUUUGAGCAAAUGGGAGGAAAAUAUUGUCUCCGGUGAGGGGUCGUAUGAGGUGGAUGUAUGGCCUUAUCUGCAGAGUUUAACGAGCGAUGCAAUAUCAAGAACUGCGUUUGGUAGCAGCUACCAAGAAGGUAGAAGGAUAUUCCAGCUUCAGAAGGAGCAGGCAGAGUUUGUGAUGCAGGCUUCGCGUUCGCUAUAUAUCCCGGGAUGGAGAUUUGUCCCCAUCAAGAGGCAUAGGAGAAUGAAGGAAACUGAGAGAGAAGUUCAAUCCUUGAUCCGGCAACUCAUCAACAGAAGGAUUAAGUCGAUGAAAACAGAGGAGGCUAGCAGCCGUGACGACUUGCUUGGGAUAUUGUUGGAGUCCAACUUUCAAGAAAUCGAAGAGGGUGGCAACGGGAUGAGCAUAGCUGAGGUGGUCGAGGAGUGCAAGCUCUUCUACUUCGCGGGGCAGGAGACGACCUCUGCGUGGCUCGUGUGGGUGAUGGUGAUGCUGAGCAUACAUCCGGACUGGCAGGCCAAAGCCAGGGAAGAGGUCUUGCAGGUCUUUGGUGACAGGAAACCAGAUUUUGCUGGCUUGAGUCACCUCAAGAUUGUUACCAUGAUUCUGUACGAGGUCUUGAGGCUGUAUCCGCCGAUAGUGGCCCUGGGGCGGAGAGUGAGCGAGGAGACGAAGCUAGGCAAGAUAACGCUGCCGGCCGGGGCGCAGGUGUCGCUGCCGGUGCUGAUAUUGCAUCACGACCGGACGGUGUGGGGGGACGACGCGGACGAGUUCAAUCCGCAGAGAUUUAGCGAAGGAGUGUCGAAGGCGCAGAAGGGGCACGGUAUAUUCUUCCCGUUCGGGUGGGGGCCUCGCAUCUGCAUCGGGCAAAUGUUCGCGAUGGUGGAGGCGAAGAUGGCGGUGUCGAUGAUUCUGCAACGCUUCUCGUUUGAGCUCUCGCCUUCGUAUACGCACGCUCCUUUCACCGUUGUUACUACUCAGCCUCAGCAUGGCGCUCACCUUACCUUGCACAAGCUCUAGCUUUUUUUUUUUUUUUUUUUUUUUACCGUCGUUUGUUAAUAAAGAUUUACUGCAUCCGUCGCUAAA